Athalia rosae (coleseed sawfly) is the source of this 2197-nucleotide messenger RNA. It is a transcript of the gene waw, whose product is annotated as translation factor GUF1 homolog, mitochondrial. The record is from RefSeq and is a predicted model, not a curated record. Gene Ontology annotation, biological process: positive regulation of translation. Gene Ontology annotation, cellular component: mitochondrion. Bases 133 to 2094 code for a protein of 653 amino acids. The transcript is spliced from 7 exons. Gene Ontology annotation, molecular function: GTP binding; GTPase activity; mitochondrial ribosome binding. Lineage: Eukaryota; Metazoa; Arthropoda; Insecta; Hymenoptera; Athaliidae.
CUUCUACCCAUUCGCGUAUGGUGGCGACAGUUACGACAUGGACAGUGCAUGGUUAAAAUUCUUGAGAAUUUGUUUCUGUUAAAAAUUUGCAUAAUUGUUGAGUUAUAAUUUAGGAACAACUGUCCACCUAAAAUGUACAUAAAAAGUACAAUUUGCGGUGUGUUCAACAUACACAAGAGUUAUUCGUUCAGAAAUGUUAAAAUAUUUCGAAAAACAAUCAGACAGCUGCCUAUGAUAUACAAAAGACGAUACUCCUCAGCGAAUGAAGAUAGAGAAGUGGCCGAGACUCCAUUAGAAAAUAUUCGAAACUUUAGCAUAAUCGCUCACGUAGAUCACGGUAAAAGUACUCUGGCAGACCGUUUACUGGAAAUAACGGGCGCAAUAAAACAAAAUGCAGGAGCACAAUUCCUGGAUAAAUUGCAAGUAGAAAAAGAAAGAGGGAUAACCGUGAAGGCUCAAACGGCAUCAUUGAGAUACAACUACAAAGGCAAAAAGUAUCUAUUAAACCUGAUUGACACUCCUGGCCAUGUAGAUUUUUCAAACGAAGUGGCUAGGUCUCUAGCUGCGUGUCAAGGUGUCAUUUUGUUAGUGGAUGCAAAUCAUGGUGUCCAAGCACAGACUGUGGCUAACUUUUUUCUUGCUUUUGGACGAGAUCUUAAAAUCAUUCCUGUAUUGAACAAAGUUGAUUUAAAAAAUGCAAACCCUGAACGAGUUGCUAGCCAACUAAAAACCCUAUUUGAUAUAGAAGAGUCAGAGAUUCUCAAAAUAUCUGCCAAAUUUGGAACAGGAGUUGACAAAGUCCUUGAAGCUAUUGUGGAGAGAUUGCCGUCACCACCUGUUAACAGAACUGGUCCCCUCAAAGCCUUAAUAUUCGACAGUUGGUUUGAUAAAUUCAAAGGAGCCAUCUCUUUGGUCUAUAUUAAUGAAGGUUCCAUUUCUGUAGGAGAUGUAAUUGCUUCUGUGUACACUGAAAAAUCGUAUGAAGUAAAAAAUCUAUUUAUUUUGACACCAUUUGAACAAAAUGUGAAGACACUAUUUGCUGGACAAGUUGGAUGUGUCACUUGCAAUAUGAAGUCGUCCAAAGAAGCUAUGGUAGGAGAUACUCUAUACUUGAAAUCAACCCCUGUUCAACCACUAGAAGGAUUUCAACCUGCAAGGCCCAUGGUGUAUGCAGGUGUUUAUCCCAUGGAUCAAUCUCAGCAUGGCGCCUUGCGUAGUGCUAUUGAAAAGCUUGUGCUCAAUGACUACGCCGUCAGUACUGCGGUAGAUUCGAGUCCAGCACUUGGUCUUGGCUGGCGGAUUGGAUUCUUAGGAAUUUUACACAUGGAAGUGUUCAUUCAGCGUCUGGAGCAGGAAUAUGGUACUCAACCAAUAGUUACAGCGCCGAAUGUCACUUACAAAGCAAAAGUCAUUGGUGAUAAAAAUAUCGCUAAAUAUGGAGGCGAAGAAAUGUCUUUCAACAAUCCGAUACACAUGCCUGACCCGUCCAUUGUUUCUGAUUACUAUGAGCCAACGGUGUUAGGUACCAUCAUAACACCAGACGAGUAUUUGGGGCCUGUAACGACACUCGCCAUGGAAAAGAGGGGUUUGCACAAAUCAGGGUCAAACAUUGAUAGCCACAGAGUUAUGCUACAGUUCGCUUUUCCCUUGAACGAGAUUGUUGUGGAUUUUCAUGAUACCCUCAAGUCGAUCACCUCUGGAUAUGCCAGCUUUGACUAUGAAGACUUGGGAUAUCAAGCAUCAAACAUAGUCAGAUUGAACAUUUUAUUGAACGGAACCCUCGUUGAAGAGCUAAGUACAGUAGUUCACUGUACAAAAGCCACUUUGGUUGGAAAACGAAUGUGCACUAAGCUAUUGGACAUACUUCCUAGACAACAAUUUUUAAUUGCUAUUCAAGCGGCGGUAGGAAACAAGAUAUUGGCCAGGGAGAAUUUGAAGCCUUACAGAAAGGAUGUUACGGCAAAAUUGUACGGUGGAGACGUCACAAGGAGAAAAAAAUUGCUAGCCUUUCAGGCAGACGGAAAGCGAAAACUGCGUAUGGUAGCGAACAUCCCAAUACCAAGGGAAACUUUUAUAAAUGUCCUCAAAAGAUAAAAGAUAUGAAUCGUUAAAAAUAUCCCUAGCAGUCUCUGCUAUUAAUACUUUUGUAAGCCUGUAAUCAACAAUGUGGUCGCAUUAAAUCGUAUCAAAUUCUUGA